CCUGAAACUGAAAAACCAGAAAAGCCUUACACAUACAUGGAGCGUUCAUACCUUGCUACUGGUUCAUCUCCGUGAUCAAUCGAGGAUUACGCCCAAUCACGGGGAUGUCACGUCACCUUAUUUUCUAACUAAUUUGCCAGAACAAUUCCCUCUGGAAACAUCGACGUUUCUUUUUGUUUGUUUUUUUGUUUUUGGAUGACUUAGUCGUAAUCUUGGAAAUACCCACAGAUAAUAUUCACAUUAAAACACUUGUUUGCGAAGGAUUUUGUUCUGCUGACCAGAAAAUUCCUAGUGUUGAAUUCUGAAUUAUCAACGGAGAUUGCUACCCAGAAAUAAGAUUUGUUCUGGUUUGAUUGUGGUGGCGUUAUUUAAGAAAAUCGAAAUGGAAUCUGUGUGAUAGGGGAGAGACGGAGGGAUGUCUGGUGCUGGUGUGGAUUUUUGGAUGUAUCAGUGGCGGGGUAGUUGGUGUCCAUGGCGCUAAGAGCAUGGCCAGCUUCCACUGGGUACCCGGUCUCAUCACUUUGUUCUUCUCCAUUUGGAUAGCUCGAGUCGGAGCUACUUGGUGGUUUAUCAGUCAGCUUCCACUGCACGCGUUUGGUGCGCAUGUGCUGUGUGACAACAUCCCGGGACUUGUGGGUAAACAGAGACGGCUGUGUCGCGUGCACCCUGACGUCAUGGUCAGUCUCGGUAAAGGGGCCCGACUUGGGGUGGAGGAGUGUCAGUACCAGUUCCGGGCUCAGCGCUGGAACUGCAGCACCCUCGAGAGAGAUGCGUCCGUGUUCGGGAAAGUGAUGCUUAAAGGAAGUCGCGAGGCUGCCUUCGUAUACGCGGUGUCGUCUGCUGGCGUGGUGCACUCAAUAACGAGAGCGUGCAGCAAAGGGGAGCUGCAGCACUGCGCGUGCGACCCCACCAAGAGAGGAUCCAGUAAUGACCACAGAGGGGAGUUCGACUGGGGAGGGUGCUCCGACAAUGUCCGAUACGGCAGUCAUUUUUCCAGGAUGUUCGUUGAUGCCAAGGAAAGGAAAGUGAGGGAUGCAAAAGCUUUGAUGAAUCUGCACAAUAACAGAGCAGGCAGAAGAGGUGUGAAAAAGUUUCGGAAACUGGAAUGUAAGUGUCAUGGCGUUAGCGGCUCGUGCACAAUACGGACAUGUUGGCUUGCUAUGCAGGAGUUCCGGCGUGUGGGGGACUAUCUCAAGAUGAAAUAUAACGGUGCUACCCAGGUGAUGAUGAACCAGGAAGGGACUGGCUUAAUUGUGGCCAAUAGGAAUCACAAAAGAUUCACGCGAUCAGAUUUAGUGUAUUUUGAAACGUCCCCUGAUUACUGUGUGCAUGAUACAAAAAUAGGCUCGCUGGGGACCGCAGGGCGGACCUGUAACAAAACGUCCAUGUCGACGGAUGGUUGUGAUAUUAUGUGCUGUGGGCGUGGCUACGACACUAAGACUGUUAAGAGGGUGGAGAAAUGCGAAUGCAAAUUUCACUGGUGUUGUUUUGUUCGUUGCAAGGAAUGCGAAAGAUGGGUGGAUGUGCACACGUGCAAAGGGCCGAACCCAACGCCGUUUCCGUCACAGUGGCGGAAAGGUUAGAGAUUCUAGUGCAAAACGAUUUGGUCACAAGAAGAUAUUUUCAUAAUGAAUAUGGAAGAAAAUGUCUACAGGAGCUGGAUCCACCAGGAGACAAGAAGGUCAUCCCACUUCACUCCAACUAGCAGGGUAGUGUCUUAGAAUAUGUCUUUGAGCAUUAACAAAAAUAAUAAUAAAAAAUACAGGUAACAUAUUUUGCCGAAAAAUCUCAUCCUUCUCAUCCAUGUGUGGGUUCUCAGCUGUAUUGCCAUUUAAGAAUUUGUCCUUCAAACCAUGACUGUUCAUAUGUGUUAUUAUUCUUGUGGAAUAGCAGACGGCUGAAUCACCUAGAUAUACAUGUAAUGACAAUAUGUAUUGAAAGAAAGCUGUAAGGACUAUUGCAAGUUUUGUUAUGAAUUAGCUGAGCGUGUUUAAUUUCAAGUAUUUUACUCCAAAGAAAAACAUGUGGAAGCUAUUUUCGGUUUUGCGGAUGGUCACAGGUGAAACAUCAGAAUCCAUCCACUCUGCGCAUGAAUCAGUGGAAAUGAUGGUAUAAAAUUAUGGAACAUGGCUAUGGAAUACAUGUUACAUAUGUUCUUCGUUGCUUUUAGCUAUUUCCAGGCAUUAGAUAACCGUGUUGUCAACUUCAGGGGUAAAAAUAAGUCAUUUAGAAAGGUGUUUUUCUUUUCAUUUGUUUUGUACUAUGAGGCUAAAACUUGUUUAAAUAGAACAAUAGUUUCUGACACAAAAUGAACCUGAAUAUUAUUCAGUAUAGUUAUCUACGUAAUUAAAUACUCAAAGUAACGAAUCAUACGAAUUUCAGUUGUACGGUAAUCGACUGAUAGAAACGUGUUUUCAAAGAUUCAGACUAAAUAACCAUGGGUCGUGAUCGGAGAAGAUAUUCGAACGGUAUAUGUUCAGAAGUAAAACAAAAAUGAAGAGAAAACAUUAAUGCUUAAUUCGAAUACCGUGUUUGUCGAAUGUAGAAAAAGGAAAUUGUUUUGUUAAAUUUCGAUAUAACUUGAUGAAAAUGAACUGCUAAAAACACUGGUAUUCUGUAGGAUGUAUUUAGUAUUAUCUCCUAAAUUAUGUUUACGGGUGUGCAGCUUAUAUUGCAGCUUAUAUCAGAAGUAAAGUUACAGAGCUCGUGAGUCAACAUAUGGAUCUGCAUUACAAGCGUCUAACAUAGGUCUAUCAAAUCUCCUCCACCCAAGGACAUCGACAUUGGCUGCAAGUAUCUAAAUAAUGAUCUACUGUGCUGACGACACUUGUUGCAAAUGUCUUCCAUACUAAAUAAUGAUCUACUGUGCUGGCGACACUUGCUGCAAAUGUCUUCCAUACUAAAUAAUGAUCUACUGUGCUGGCGACACUUGCUGCAAAUGUCUUCCAUACUAAAUAAUGAUCUACUGUGCUGGCGACACUUUCUGCAAAUGUUUUCCAUACUAAAUAAUGAUCUAGUGUACCUUUUGGACACUGCUAUUGGAUGCCAGUGUCUGCUAUAUCCAAUAACGUUUUACUAUUUCCUAACAUCAGACAAUGACUGCAAGUAACCACCAGUCUAAAUAACGCUAAACUAUAAAUGUAGGAAACUUCUUAUUCUCGUUCACAAGCUACACCAGUAGUCCAGUCUGUAGGAUGAAAUAACUUAUCGGUUCCAGUUCUUCUGUCGCAACAGAGCUUGGUGUGUAGGGGUCUCGAUGGGCCACUCGGAAUGUUUCAGGCCUUGAUAGAUUGGACACCUCUGGAUGAUGUGGGACAGUAACAUUGUUUCUACCAUACUAAAUAAUAAUGUACUCUCUCCCGAGGACACCGGCAUUGGCUUAAGAGUGUACUAUAUUUGUUAUGACGACAGGGUAUGGCGAAUUAGAUCGCAUUUUUUUAUAUACGCAAGAAGACAGCAUGUCGCUGUUGCGAAUUUAGUCACUGGACCACUGUUUUAAUUAUGUUCACCAUAGAGUAAUUCUGUCUGUUUAAUAUUUAUUGUUAUCGAUAUUAAUAUAUGUAUUGUAUAUAAUGUAGACAUUGUAUUAAAAUUAAUUAAUAUAUGCUUGCUGUACUAUGCUUGUUUUAAUACAAAGUGUAGUGGAA
Molecule: messenger RNA, 3647 nt
Organism: Gigantopelta aegis
Lineage: Eukaryota; Metazoa; Mollusca; Gastropoda; Neomphalida; Peltospiridae
Product: protein Wnt-2b-A-like
Exons: 5
Coding region: 486-1583 (365 amino acids)
Biological process (GO): multicellular organism development; cell fate commitment; neuron differentiation
Cellular component (GO): extracellular region
Molecular function (GO): frizzled binding; cytokine activity
Source: RefSeq, a predicted model, not a curated record